Molecule: messenger RNA, 585 nt
Organism: Monoraphidium neglectum
Lineage: Eukaryota; Viridiplantae; Chlorophyta; Chlorophyceae; Sphaeropleales; Selenastraceae
Exons: 6
Coding region: 1-585 (194 amino acids)
Source: RefSeq, a predicted model, not a curated record
AUGCUCGCCCAGCGCAGCUUUGCCCCCGCUUCAAGGGCCCGCAGCGUCAGCGUCGUGGCCAAGCAGCAGAAUGUCUCCGUGCCCCAGGCUGCGGUGACGAUCGCCGCGUCCUUUGUGCUCGCUGCAUCUCCCGCGUUCGCGGGCGUGGUGCUGGAGCAGCCGCAGCUGAAGAAGGUCUUCCAGGCGGAGUCGACCCCUGCUGCAGCUCCCUCGGCGCCCAAGGCCAAGGCGGCGGCGGCCCCGGCCGCGCCCAAGGAGAAGAAGGCUGCGGUGGCGGAGACCAGCGACGGCGGCAUCACCCCGCAGUCCAUUGCGCUGCCUGCGGCCCUGAUCUUCGUGGGUGGUGGCGCCUUUGCCCUGACUACCCUGGACUCGGGCUUUGCUGAGUUCAUGCGGACCGCCGCCGUCAAGGACUCUUCCGAGGACGGCGCCGGCUACGAGACCGACCUCAAGGCGCUGGUGGGUGCCAAGCCCAAGAAGGCCGGGACCUCCAAGACCGGCACUGCAAAGGUCAAGAAGGCGGCGUCAACCAAGGGCAAGUCCGCGGCAGCCAGCCCCCUGAGCAGCCUCUUCGGCGACAAGUGA